CUUGACCUUUUCCUUGUCUGCCCUGUCUCCUGCAGAUAAUGGCGAUGACCGGUCUGACAGCAUCCUUGCUGAGAACCAUGUGGAUGGCACUCCGGGGAUUCUGAGCGGAGCUGGCGGGAGGAAGCCCAUGAAGUCGGGCAUGAAGGAGCUGGCAGUUAUGAGGGAGAAGGUGAACGAGCAGCAGCGGCAGAUGGGCAAAGUUGGGAAACCCCAUCACAACCACGAGGACUCAAAGAAGUCACGGCUGUCGACCGGCAGGACGCCUUGUCAGCAGGAGCUGGAUCAGGUCCUGGAACGCAUCUCUACUAUGCGGCUGCCAGAUGAACGAGGUCCCCUGGAGCACCUCUACUCCCUCCACAUCCCCAACUGCGACAAGCACGGCUUGUACAAUCUGAAACAG
Messenger RNA from Pterocles gutturalis (yellow-throated sandgrouse), 400 nucleotides. It is a transcript of the gene IGFBP2, whose product is annotated as insulin-like growth factor binding protein 2, 36kDa. The annotation marks the transcript as partial. Gene Ontology annotation, molecular function: insulin-like growth factor I binding; insulin-like growth factor II binding. Gene Ontology annotation, biological process: regulation of insulin-like growth factor receptor signaling pathway. The transcript is spliced from 2 exons. The record is from RefSeq and is a predicted model, not a curated record. Gene Ontology annotation, cellular component: extracellular region. Lineage: Eukaryota; Metazoa; Chordata; Aves; Pterocliformes; Pteroclidae.